AUGAUGUUGGAUUUGCUACCGUUCUAUGCCAGGCUGGUGGCCACGUUGCAUCCUUGUAUGUCUGAUGUAGCAGAGGAUCUUUGCUCCAUGCUGAGAGGGGACUUCAGGUUUCAUGUGAGAAAAAAGGACCAGAUCAAUAUUGAAACAAAGAAUAAAACUGUGAGAUUUAUUGGUGAGCUUACCAAAUUCAAGAUGUUCUCAAAAAAUGAUACUCUCCACUGUUUAAAGAUGCUUCUGUCAGACUUUUCUCAUCACCACAUUGAAAUGGCCUGUACUCUGCUGGAAACCUGUGGAAGAUUUCUGUUCAGAUCACCAGAAUCCCACUUAAGGACCAGUGUUCUUUUGGAACAAAUGAUGAGAAAAAAACAAGCCAUGCAUCUUGAUGCACGCUACGUUACGAUGGUGGAAAAUGCCUACUACUACUGUAACCCUCCUCCAGCUGAGAAAACUGUGAAGAAGAAGCGUCCUCCCCUGCAGGAGUAUAUUCGUAAGCUGCUUUACAAGGACCUCUCCAAGGUCACCACAGAGAAGGUUCUGAGACAGAUGCGCAAGCUGCCUUGGCAGGAUGCAGAAGUGAAAGACUAUGUCAUAUGCUGUAUGAUUAACAUCUGGAAUGUGAAAUACAAUAGUAUUCACUGUGUAGCCAACCUCUUAGCUGGGUUGGUCCUUUACCAGGAAGAUGUUGGGAUCCAUGUUGUGGAUGGAGUGCUGGAGGAUAUUCGCCUAGGAAUGGAGGUUAACCAGCCAAAGUUUAACCAACGGCGCAUCAGCAGUGCCAAGUUUUUGGGAGAGCUUUACAACUACCGAAUGGUAGAGUCGGCUGUAAUAUUUCGAACUCUGUAUUCGUUCACAUCCUUCGGAGUGAACCCUGACGGCAGCCCUAGUCCCCUGGAUCCUCCGGAGCAUCUGUUCAGGAUUAGACUAGUCUGCACCAUCCUGGAUACCUGUGGACAGUAUUUUGACAGAGGAUCCAGCAAACGAAAACUUGAUUGCUUCCUAGUAUACUUUCAGCGCUAUGUUUGGUGGAAAAAGAGUUUGGAUGUUUGGACAAAAGACCAUCCAUUUCCUAUAGACAUUGACUAUAUGAUCAGUGAUACCCUGGAACUGCUGAGACCAAAGAUAAAGCUCUGCAAUUCUCUGGAAGAAGCUAUAAGACAGGUGCAAGACUUGGAACGAGAAUUCCUAAUAAAAUUAGGACUUGUGAAUGACAAAGAUUCCAAAGAUUCCAUUACAGAAGGAGAGAAUAUAGAAGAGGAUGAAGAGGAAGAAGAAGGUGGAGCAGAGACAGAGGAACAAUCUGGAAAUGAAAGUGAAGUAAACGAACCAGAGGAAGAGGAGGGCUCUGACAAUGAGGAAGAAGAGGGUGAAGAGGAGGAGGAAGAAAAUACUGAUUAUCUUACGGACUCCAAUAAGGAAAAUGAAACAGAUGAGGAGAAUACAGAAGUAAUGAUUAAAGGAGGAGGACUCAAGCAUGUCCCCUGUGCAGAAGAUGAGGACUUCAUUCAGGCCUUAGAUAAAAUGAUGCUGGAAAAUCUUCAGCAACGGAGUGGAGAAUCUGUUAAAGUACAUCAGCUGGACGUUGCCAUUCCUCUGCAUCUCAAAAGUCAGCUAAAGAAGGGGCCCCCACUUGGAGGUGGGGAAGGAGAAUCGGAGUCUGGAGACACGAUGCCAUUUGUCAUGCUAACACGGAAAGGCAACAAGCAGCAGUUUAAGAUCCUAAACGUACCAAUGUCUUCCCAACUUGCUGCGAACCACUGGAACCAACAACAAGCUGAACAGGAGGAAAGAAUGAGGAUGAAAAAGCUCACUUUGGAUAUCAAUGAACGGCAAGAACAAGAGGACUACCAAGAGAUGUUGCAGUCCCUGGCACAGCGUCCAGCUCCUGCGAACACUAAUCGUGAGCGACGGCCUCGUUACCAGCAUCCGAAGGGAGCACCUAAUGCAGAUCUAAUCUUUAAAACUGGUGGGAGGUAGGACAAUCUUCCUUUAAAU
This is a messenger RNA of Tinamus guttatus (white-throated tinamou), 1992 nucleotides long. The record is from RefSeq and is a predicted model, not a curated record. NCBI's taxonomy places the organism in Eukaryota, Metazoa, Chordata, Aves, Tinamiformes, Tinamidae.